Molecule: messenger RNA, 675 nt
Organism: Perkinsus marinus ATCC 50983
Lineage: Eukaryota; Perkinsozoa; Perkinsida; Perkinsidae
Exons: 6
Coding region: 1-675 (224 amino acids)
Source: RefSeq, a predicted model, not a curated record
AUGGCAAAAUCCAAGGUGUCGGACUUACAACAGGGUAUAGUGACAUUGGAGAGAGCCCUAGCUCUCACCACCGACACCAGCGAAGGAUCAAGUCUCGGUCCUGUCAUCGCUAAAGAUCUCGCAAAGCUGUAUAUGCGUUUGGCAGUUGAUUCCGAUCUCCUAGCGCUUUGUGUAGAGGAGGCUGGCCACCCACAAAACGAUGAGUAUUGCAAGGUUGCUCUGGUUGUAGCUGGCCGUGAAUGGUCAGCUAUAACAUGCUAUGAAAGAGCUCUCGAAUGUGCAAAGUUGAGCCUGGACGAAGCGGUUGAAGGCAUUGCGAGUUAUAAACUAGGGGCAGCCAGGGAUGCUGCCAUCAAUCAGCUGGAGCAGCUUAGAGUAGUUGCCGAGGAUGCUGGGGAAAUCACCACUGCUGCUGACGCGUGCCUCAAUCUCGCUGUACUCUCCUACAAAGAGGACAAGGUAAAGGCAACCGAGUUGUUGGAAUCAUAUUAUCAGCUAUCUUGCCGAGCGGACAAUCGUGAUCGUCGAGAUACUGCUGCGGUGCUUUUGGCGUUUGCCAAUGGACGUCACAUUAUCCCUCAUGUAGCUGAUAUCUUCAAGGAGGGACGUGGUAUUUAUGAGCUAUUACGGAGGAAAGAUACUUGUAUGACUAACGGCUCACAUGCUAAUACUUGA